Soboliphyme baturini is the source of this 279-nucleotide messenger RNA. NCBI's taxonomy places the organism in Eukaryota, Metazoa, Nematoda, Enoplea, Dioctophymatida, Soboliphymatidae. The record is from the annotation of a GenBank genome assembly.
AUGACUAGCCUUAGCGUGUAUCGAGACCAGCGAUUCCAGGUUAGUGGCGACCGUUCGUAUGGCGAAGGCGCAUCGACUCAGGGCCGCUUUCAGGGUAACCUGCGGGAGCUGGAACGGUUGCUUUCGAUCAGCUGUACGCUGUACGUCGGUAACAUGUCGUUUUAUACGUCCGAAGAGCAGGUUCACGAACUGUUUUCACGGGCCGGCGACGUCAGGCGCAUCAUCAUGGGCUUGGAUCGUCACAAAAAGACGCCGUGCGGCUUUUGCUUCGUUGAGUAA